Molecule: messenger RNA, 1005 nt
Organism: Colletotrichum scovillei
Lineage: Eukaryota; Fungi; Ascomycota; Sordariomycetes; Glomerellales; Glomerellaceae
Product: IGR protein domain-containing protein
Exons: 1
Coding region: 161-838 (225 amino acids)
Cellular component (GO): mitochondrion
Source: RefSeq, a predicted model, not a curated record
GAACAUCGCGAGACCCAUUGAUUUCGACGACAUCACCCACGCAAGCUCCAAGUUGGCCAAGCAUCUAGCUUGAGAAGCUCACUUGUCCAAAUAGUAUGCCAAAUAGCCCAAAAUAUGUGUAUACGACGACCAAUUGAUGCUAAUUCUCUCUCAGGUCAACAUGAGAGCGCCAAGGAUCCAGCAGUUUCUGAGCCCCUUCCUCCACAAGGCCCCCGUUGCGCCGACGUGCCAGGCCAGAUGGCUUCAUAAGACGAGAGAAAUUCCCCCCGUCCCGUCACCGAUACCCCUCGUCCCCGAUGUCCCGACCCUCCUCAAGGUUCUCGGCCGCGGCCUGAGCCAGCACGUCGACAAGUUCCCGACGUGGGAAUCUCUCUUCACCCUCUCCUCGACACAACUCAGAGAGCUCGGCUUGGAACCGCCACGGACGCGACGCUACCUCCUCACUUGGCUCGAUCGAUACAGAAAGGGUGCAUUCGGUGCCGGCGGCGACUUCAAGCACGUGGAGAACGGAGAGGCCUUCCUCAAGGUCGUGCGCGACCCCAAGACAGACAAGAAGCUCGUCGUCAACGUGCCGGCGGGCACCGACGUGAGCAACGCCGCUAUCGAAAAGCUCACGAGACCAUCAGGAUACACGGUUCGCGGCUCGCACACGAUCUCUGGCCCCAGCGCACUGCCCCUGAAGGCCGGCGCGGGCGCAAAGGUCGUCGUGUCUGAGGGCAUGUGGGAGCACAAGCAGGGUCACAAGGUCGAUGGAGGUGAGCGCAGAAGGGCAGAGACUCGCUUCAGGAAGCGCAUUGCCGCGCGCAAGGCCGAGAGGGAGGCUCAGGGUCUACGAUAAAUCGAUUAGGGGUUGCGCGACUGUCCCAUUUUCCAGCCUCACACCACUUGACACCACCAACUGUACUAUAUUCAUAGAUCUUGUACGAUACGAGGUUGAAAAUUGGACAGCGAUCAUCGACUGUCUGGAUCUUGAAGUCAAAGCUUCUGAAUGCUCUUCGGUUCUAU